GUGGAAACUCAGUGAUCUUCGGCAGCAGAGCUCGAAGCAUUUGGAGCACGGCGAGCCCGGCCAAGCGCGGCUCACGUCUCAGAUCAGUGAGUGCGAGACGGGCCAUGCGAUACUUCAGGCCUUGGAAGCCUCAGAGGUGCCAAACGUGGCACACAUCACCGCAGCCUUGAGGAGGUGCCGGAAACUGGAUGCCAGCGAUGCUGCAUCAGAUGUUCUGGAGCUCAUGAGACACAGGAACAUCCGCCCGGUCGUGGCGAUUGCUGUCGAGAUGGCCGCCCU
This is a messenger RNA of Symbiodinium necroappetens, 279 nucleotides long. NCBI's taxonomy places the organism in Eukaryota, Dinophyceae, Suessiales, Symbiodiniaceae. The record is from the annotation of a GenBank genome assembly.